AUGAGUAAACCUUACGGAGGAGUAGAUGCAGAAGAGGAAGAUCCGAAACACAGCUCAGUAAACGUCCAAACGCACCGACAGGACACGAGACAACAACAGCAACAACCAUCAUCAUCAUCAUCCCGCCAAACCUUUGAUGAAGGAUCUUCACAACUUAAAUCUUCAGGUUCUGAAUCAACAGAUUUCACUUCCCCAUCAAAAUCACUAAAAAGUUUCUUUUUCAAAAACAGACUAUCGUCUUAUUCAAUUGAUAGUAUUACCGAACAUCCAGAACUAGAGGGUUCUUCAUCUCAACAACAACUACAUGCAGAAGAUAUCCCUCCUUUGUCUUCCUCCGUUCCAGAUCGUAGUAAGAAAGCCUCAAUUGGCAGCAUAGAACUCACACCGACCAAAUCCCCAAGAUUACUGAAUUUUAGUUUACGACCAAUGUUUAUGAGAUCCAGAUCUUCAGGAGUAUCAGAUACAACGACAGGAAGUACUUCAAACCUACCACCAACAUUAACCUCACAACACCAACAAGCAUACGAGACACCAAUAGUAUUGGGACAACAGCGUCGAACUACAAUUGAGGAUUUUGCAGAUACUGAGUCUGAAGCAUCCGACACUAGCGGAGAACACAAAACUGUAAAUCAUAAUCAAAAAGAUAAAGUUGAAGAUGAUGAAGAAGCAGAACGUGCUGACUCCAUAAAUUCUCUUCUACAAGAAUAUAACUACCGACAGUCUGGAACAGGAACACAUGAAAGAGAAAGUAAACAAUUUGUGUUUAAAGAAGAAUUUGAUGAUAGCUCAAUUAAAACAAAGUCAAGACCUACCAGUAGGAUCUUUUCAGCAGAAGAGAAUGAAGAAUUGAAGGCAGAAAUUAUGAGACAUGGAUCCGUCAGAAGUUCAGGGUCUGCUACUUUAAAAACAGCAAAGGGAGGGAUUAAUAGAAGUGCUGCACAACAACAAUACAUUGAUACCCAUUUGGCACAACAACAUCUUGGUGACACUAGAAAACAUAUUGAAGUCAUUGAUCCUAACAUUCCUAAUGAACCUUCAAGUGCAACCACAGUGGAAAGAGUAGAAGACGAAGAACGAGAAGCUAGCACUCCGGGAAGUGGAAUUCAAGAAGUAGUUAGUGAUGAUUCACCUACUGUUUUGAAUAGAUUAUCAAGAGCAUCCAAUGAUAGUAGUAGUGGUGCCAGUGGAGCUGGCGUUACUCCAGGACAAUAUAACGAGAAUCGAAGUAGUACUGCCAGUAGUGCCAAUUCACUUAGGUUUAGAAUUUAUAACGACAAGAUUGAACCAAUAAAGCAACAACCUUUGACAUCAUCAAAACAUAUCAGUACAUCAACUACUUUUGCUGAAGCAGCAGCAGUCGCAGCCGUUGCUAGUGGAACAGCUAGUGCUGGAUCAAACCCAGCAAAUAGAUCUUCUUUAAGAGCAUCGAUUGCAUUUAGUGAUGAAAGUGAUUUUGAGGCCAAAUAUCCUGAACCAACCAUUACACCAUCCCAAACACCACGUGUAACAAGAGAUAGUGAUAGUUCACCAUCGAGUGGGAAGACAAAUUCGGUUAGUAACAAUAAUAGUAGUAUUUCAUAUGAAGUUCCUGCUGCAAUAGCUGGUCUGUUGCCAAGAUCAUCAUCAGGUAGUAGUAUUCAAUCCAGUAGGAGACCUACACUGUCGCAACAACUGACACCUACCAAGCAGUUACAAUCAAGGUUACAAGAGCAGCAACAUUUUGCUGAUGAUAGUGAUAAGACUAGAACUACAACAACUGGUGGUGAUCUAACUUCUACAGGUAUGUUUAAUGAGACUAUGAUCAAAGAAAUGCGCCAUAGAAGUUUAGCACAUUCUUCAAUGUCAUCAGGCGAAUUAUUACAAAAUUUGGAGCAAUCUUAUGAUUAUUCUAAAAGUCAAGAUAAUAGUGGUAACAGUGAGGAUCGGUCAUCUGCACAACAAAACACAUCACAACUGCAUGAACAACAACAAGAAGAGAAACAUAAACAACAACAGGAUACUGAAUCCAAAAGAAGUUCACAAUCUCAAGGUUCUCCUGUAGUGUAUCAAUUCAAUAUUAGAGAUCUGCGAGUUCCACCCCCAAUCCAGUCUCCACCGCUGGUUAAGCCAAGUCCGUAUGCACAAUUAGUGUCCCCAGAUUCAUUAGAGGACGAUGAUAUAAUUAGAGCGUCUGCCCCACGUUCUAUUGAGAUUCCAAUUAGCGAUAAAGAAAGCUCUGAUGCAAGAGAUCUUACCCUUGUUGGGGAAAACAUGACUGCGGGUUUGGAUUCAACCAGUGACUUACCUGUUAUGUUGUUUAAAGUUCAAGAUAGAAAUAGUCAGAAUCAAAACCAGAGCCAUGCUCAAUAUAUUGACGAUGAGAAUUCUGACGGAUCACUGGGAACUGGUGUAAACACGAGUGGUUCCACCAAUGCAAGUUCUGGUGGCUCAGCCGUCCUUGGGACUGGUUCUGCAGCUGCUGUAGCUACUGUUGCUGGUACUUCUGCUGCUGUUAAACAAGAAACUAGAUCUAGUGGAAGUUCAGAUAAUUCAAUUAGAAAUAUUGUAAACAAGCAUUUUAAAAACAUUGGAGAUUCCGUCAAUUUGAAAAAUAGACCAACUUUGGUUGCCAUUGGUAACAAUAAUAAUAGAAGUCCAACCAAUAGUCAAACCAAUGGUAAUAAUCAAUUAAACACCUUUGAUGAGAAGGAGCUUAUUCAAUUGCCUACACCAACUGGAGAUAUUGAGAGUCAAGAUAGUGAGUUGGUAGAAUAUCCAUGGUUAAACUGGUGGUUUUUAAUGAUUCUUGGAAUACUUAUUCCGCCAUUAUUCUUUUUAGUUCCUGCUGGAGUAUUAGAUGGAAGCUUCACAGGAUUAAGAUAUGCCGAUAAAAAAUAUAGAAAAUUCAACAAGAAACAGAAAAUCAUUAGUUUUGUAUUAGGGUUAAUUUGGAUUUUAAUUGUAUUAGGAAUGAUUGGUGUCGGGCUUGGAGUAGGGCUCACACGAGAACCAUAA
Candida tropicalis MYA-3404 is the source of this 2994-nucleotide messenger RNA. RefSeq lists its product as uncharacterized. The record is from RefSeq and is a predicted model, not a curated record. The coding region runs from base 1 to 2994 and encodes 997 amino acids. The transcript has a single exon. Lineage: Eukaryota; Fungi; Ascomycota; Pichiomycetes; Serinales; Debaryomycetaceae.